UUGGCCGUUGGCCGUUGGGCGUUGGGCGACUUCCCAAAUCGCGACAGCUUUGGAAAGUAUGAAAGUUGUCAAAAAAAUAUUCGGCGUGGACGAUUUUCCUCCCUGUUGCAAAAUUUUAACUGCCCCUGCUCAGCAAUAGGAGUUAUACUUAGUUUAAUACCCAUUCCACCGACCACUUAGAGUUCGCACCCAACGACAGGGAUUAUCCAAUCGCCAUACCAAAAUCUUCAACGCGACGUUGACGUAACAUCCUAUUCUUUCAGAUUUGUAAUUGUAAAGGAAUUGACUUAAUGUUAAUUUGAUGCUGCACCCAAUAGUUGUACUUGUGUAGCUCGAUCCCGAUGUUCUGGCGUUCUCAGAUAGUUCUCAUUCUUUCCUCCCGGUUUCGCC
Molecule: messenger RNA, 390 nt
Organism: Amoebophrya sp. A120
Lineage: Eukaryota; Dinophyceae; Syndiniales; Amoebophryaceae
Source: the annotation of a GenBank genome assembly